This is a messenger RNA of Hordeum vulgare subsp. vulgare (domesticated barley), 1334 nucleotides long. Its product is annotated as ethylene-responsive transcription factor RAP2-3-like. Gene Ontology annotation, molecular function: DNA binding; DNA-binding transcription factor activity. The transcript has a single exon. The record is from RefSeq and is a predicted model, not a curated record. The coding region runs from base 493 to 1086 and encodes 197 amino acids. Gene Ontology annotation, biological process: regulation of DNA-templated transcription. NCBI's taxonomy places the organism in Eukaryota, Viridiplantae, Streptophyta, Magnoliopsida, Poales, Poaceae.
UCUCGAAAUCGCUCAGAUCAAGUCGAGCGUGCCGAUAACGUGUUAGAGUAAAACGAGAUUGAAUAAAAGUGAAUGGACGAUCAGUCCUGUUUCUAUUGAUUCUCAAGUAUAUAUGCAUCCGGAACAGGUGCGAAGAAGAGGUGUCUGUUCGGAGGCAUCCAUCCAGAACAGGUGCCUGUAGGCAAUAGAGAGAAAGAGGAGACAUGACUGUUCGGGUUGGACACAUCCUUUGGCUAAUUAAUCUACUAAUUAAUUUCUAUCAAAAAACACGCGCGCGGUAAACACGAAUUUUAGCGCGCGCGGGACGAAAUCGCGUGCUUCAGCGGACGCGGCAAAAAAGCGUGCGCGAUAAACUAUUGCGCGCGUGCGGGAGAAAGCGGCCGGCCGCGCGUCAGAUUUGACGCACCGCUUUCAGCGCGUUAUAAAAUGCCGUGUCCUUCACAUGACUGUCCAUAGCCACGCGCCUCUUCCUCUGCCGCUCCCUUUGCCACCAUGCCGUCACGCCAUCAUGCAUCCUCGGGUUAUUGCGGCGUCCGCGAGCGCCCCUCCGGCACCUACUACGUCGAGAUCCGGUCCGGCGACGUUCACGUCGGCCUCGACACGUUCGAGACCGCGCACGAGGCCGCCCGCGCGUACGACACGGCGGCGUGGCGACUAGGAAGGCCUCGCGCGCAGAUGAACUUCCACAACGUCUACACGCGCGAGCAGGCGCAGGCCCUCGCCCCUCCCCCUCGUCUGAUCAUGGAGCAAGACCGUGCAGAGCACCGUCAACAGCAGCAGCGCCUGCUCGUCGCCGAGGAGGACGAGCGAGCCAUGGCGGAGUGGCGCCACGCCACCCGGAGGACGUCGCCGCCGAGAACGCCUUUUGGGCGGAGAGAACGGCAAGGCGUCGCGAGGAGCGGCAGGACAGGCGUCGGCGCAAGGACGAGCGAGCCAUGGCGGAGUGGCGCCGACGCCACCCGAAGGACGUCGCCGCCGAGAACGCCUUCUGGGCAGAGAAGACGGCAAGGCGUCGCGAGGAGCUGCAGGACAGGCGUCGGCGCAAGUUACUCGCUAUAUCACAGUGUGUGGCCUCAACAACGGUGAGACGUCCAUCUUCACUUCUGACGAUGAAUGUUGGGAAGGCGCAUGACUAUCCAUCUCGAACAACACCGACAGUGACGACUCAGAAUAGUUUUAUCUAUCUAUGAUAAUUUUAUUAUCGUGUUAGACUAGUUUUUUAUCUAUGUGUUGGAGUAGUUUAUUAUCUAUGUGUAAUAUAUUAUCUAUAUGUUUUAUGAUGUUGGUGUAACGAUAACGAUGAACUAUAUAUAGCAUGUUGGACAAGUUUUGGA